Molecule: messenger RNA, 1776 nt
Organism: Gossypium raimondii (Peruvian cotton)
Lineage: Eukaryota; Viridiplantae; Streptophyta; Magnoliopsida; Malvales; Malvaceae
Exons: 2
Coding region: 369-1601 (410 amino acids)
Molecular function (GO): protein binding
Source: RefSeq, a predicted model, not a curated record
AGAGCAAAAAAAGGAAACAGCUUUGUUCUAUAAAUACAGAUCUUCUCCUCCUUUCUGAUAACUGAAUAUAUAAAGCUUCGCCAGAGCUUCUUUUUCUCGGGCGCCAAGCAAAAACUAAGAAAAUUCCUUUUUUCUUUCUUAACAAAUUUCUUGAAAACUAUUGUUUAAUUAAUGUUUCGUUAAGAAAUCUCGAAUUUCUAUCAGUUUUCCAGUUUCAAGAUCCGCUUUUUCUCCAUUUUCGAAUAUAUUAAGGAAAAAAUUCAGGGUUUGAAUUUUGAAAGAAAAAAAAGUUUUUUUUUUCCAGCAAAGGUUUUUUUUUUUCAAUCUUAAGGCUCUGUUUGGUGGCUCAUAGCCGAAUUUUGUAACAAAUGGUAGUAAAAGUAGCAGCAAAUUUGCAUUUACAGUUAUCAGAGCCAAACCUUACCCACUCGUCGGCGGUAAUCCCUUCACCUUCAUUUCCAAAACGGUGCCGUACCGACGCCGUCCUUGUUUCAAAGACCGUUAACCGGUCUACUCUUUUCGGUUCACGUUCCGCCAUUAUCAACCGGUCUAAAUCCUCUGAAAUUUUCAAACCGAAACAUAAAGCUUCUUCACCAAUUGCUUGUAUACACUACUUAUCAGACGAUGAAUUUUCAAAGAGAAUUAAAGACUCAGCCCUCAGAUUCCACUUACACGACGGCGAUGAAAGAUCCGACGACGAAGAAGAUAGCUUCGAUAAUGAAUUACAGUGGGGGGAAUCGGCUUGUUGUUCAAUGAAAAAGGCGUUUUCAUCGACGGUAUUUAUAAUCCGUGAGCUCCAUAGUUACACUUUACAAAUGCGUGAAUCAUUGUUAUACGAAGAUUUACAUGGAAUUUUCAUUAGAGUUCAAAACGAGAUCCAUGCUUCGUUCCUCUGGUUGUUUCAACAAGUGUUUUCUCGUACACCCACUUUAAUGAUUUACGUGAUGAUAUUGUUAGCGAAUUUCUCUGUUCGUUCUAUGGUAAACAACGCCGCUUUGGCGGCAGAAACGGCGGUGAAUCCGACGAUGGGGUCUUAUUCUUAUGUUCCUUCCGGUGAAGUUCGAGGCAAGGAGCAAACGAAGUUUGAUUCUUUGCAGCUACAGAAUGGGAAAACUGGUGGUGGUAGAGGCGGUGGGGGAAAAGCGAGACCGGUUGCUUGUGGUGGUGAUGAAUGGUUUGAUGAAACAGAGUGGGAACCGAGUGAAGAAGAGUUGAGUCAUCGGAACUCGAUCGUUGAUGGAACGCAUUGUAGGACAGAGCUUGUUUACAAAAAGGGAUUAUCACAAGAACCUAAUAAUCCUCUCCUCCUUGCUAAUUAUGCUCAGUUUCUCUACCUUGUUGUUCAUGAUUAUGACAGAGCAGAAGAGUUGUUCAAGAAAGCAAUACAAGUGGAACCGGUAGACGCUGAAGUACACAAUAAAUAUGCGAUUUUUUUAUGGAAAGCGAAGAAGGAUUUGUGGGCAGCGGAGGAAAAUUUCUUGAAAGCCAUUGAAGUUGAUCCUAAUAACUCAUAUUAUCCGGCGAGCUACGCUGAUUUUCUAUGGAGCACCGGUGGGGAAGAUACUUGUUUCCCUCUUGGUUCAUCGGAUAGUAUUGCUUAAGAAGCAAUGGCCAACACCCUGUCUUUUCUUUCUUUUUCUGGAAUUUUGUUUGGAUAAAUGAAAACCUUUCUUUCCCAAUGACUUCAGGUUUGAUUUUAUUGUACCAAUCCAUGUGAGAAAAUGUAAUUAGUAAUAAUAUAUUUUGUUAAUACCAUUAGAUUGAAUUUACAAAUAA